Molecule: messenger RNA, 1603 nt
Organism: Microplitis demolitor
Lineage: Eukaryota; Metazoa; Arthropoda; Insecta; Hymenoptera; Braconidae
Exons: 3
Coding region: 243-1499 (418 amino acids)
Cellular component (GO): nucleus
Source: RefSeq, a predicted model, not a curated record
AUUUAUCAUAAGUUUUUAACCUAACAAAAGUUGAGCCAAUACCUCUUAUUUUAUAAUUUAAAAAUAAUUAAGUUAUUUUAAAAUAUCAAUGAGAAUUACAAGAAUUUAAAAUUUGAAAAAAUAAAAAAAGUUUUAAGUUUACAACAAAAUAUUAAAAAAAAUCAGCGAUUUCUAAAAAUAAGUAUAAAAAAAUAUAAGAGUAAACAAAAAAAACAUAAAUAUUACAACUAAAAUAUUAAAAAAUGGCAUCUUCACUGUCAUCAUAUUGGGUUAAAUUUUUUACUGCCGCUGGUUUUCCACUGGACGUAGCAACAAAACACGCAGUAGUAUUUUCAAAUAAUCGAAUAAAACCCGACAUGUUACCAGACUUAGACAAGCCGAGUUUAAAAGAAAUGGGAAUCACAUUAAUGGGUGACAUGAUUGCAAUAUUACGUUAUGCUAAAAAAGUAAGCGAAGAAAUGACUUGCGAACGUUUUUUAGUUGAUACAGCUGAGCCAACAUUGUCAAUAAACAGUAGCAUUAAUAAUAACAAUAAUAAGUCAGUAAAAAUGAAUCCAACAAAGUCUGCGGUCACGAAAAAACUUCCGUCAAAAAUAACAAAUGUCACUAAAGUAAUAGACAAUAAGUCUCAAGUAAUUAGUAAAAAUAAUUUAAAAACAAAGUCAACGGUAACUUUGAAAAAAAAACCUGUUGGAAAUACGAGAGUCGGGUCGAUUGUGAAAGCGGAUGUACAGUCAAAAAAACGUAAAUUAACAGAGACUAAAAUUAUUGACAGUGAUAAUGACGACAGUGAUGAUGAUGAUAUUAAUUUAAAAAUAAACAAACGAUUAAAGAGUGACGACAGUAAAAUAAAUUACAAAGUCGUGAUGGGUAGAACAGGAAACAUAAAACCUCAGGAAUUGUCGAGCAAAAAAAAAUUAAUUGAUCAAAAACGAACUGUCUUUGAUAGACUGGGUGACAGUUCAGUAACGAGUACGACAAAUUUAAUUGAUACUAAUUCAAGUCCGACCUUUAAUGUUACUGGUAUUGGUAAUGAUGUAGUUAAACGUAACUCGAGUGUAUUUAAUCGUCUAGGCGACAGAGAUAAGAAAGAUAUGAGCGCUGGUAUCUUGAAAAAUGAAACGAGUGAUGGUAAAUUGAAUCAACCUCAUGGAAUUUUGAAAAGCAAACCUUGUAAUAUUGGCACUACGUCAAUUAGUGUAGUAAAGGGAAUUAAAGGAAUUGGAAAGUCGGGUACGAUGCACGCAGACCAUGAGACCAAUAAGAAAAUUGUUUCGAGUAGUAUUAAACAACUUGUGAGAACAACCAAAGCUAUGAAAUUGAAUAGUGUCGCGUCUAUUACCAGGAAGAUUCCUAAUAAUAAAUUAGCAUCAGAACGAUUGAAUUCACUGCCAGCAAAAUCACGAUUGGGAAUCGGUACGAAACAAGUAACAUUCAACAAAGUAGCAACAGUGGCACACAUAAAAAAACCUGAUGUUUUUAGUAGGCUCGGUCUGUAAUUAUUCUCAACUAAAACUUAAAUUAUUCUGUAUUUUUUUACAUUUUAAUGAUUAUUAAAUUAAACAUUAAGCUUCACUUAUCACUCAUGAAAAAUUAAAUAACA